AUGACCACGACUCCAUCAGCUCCACCAGCAACCGGUGAACAAAAACGCGAAUAUUUGUUCAAAGUUCUCGUUAUUGGAGAAUUGGCCACAGGGAAAACAGCUCUGGUCAAACGUUAUGUUCAUAAUUUUUUCUCUGAGCAUUAUCGCGCAACGAUCGGUGUUGAUUUCGCAUUGAAAAUUGUGAAAUAUGAUGAGGACACUGUCAUUCGUCUUCAACUUUGGGAUAUCGCCGGUCAAGAACGAUUCGGAAACAUGACUCGAGUUUAUUACAAAGAAGCUGAUAUCGCCGGUCAAGAACGAUUCGGAAACAUGACUCGAGUUUAUUACAAAGAAGCUGUAGGUUGUUUUAUCGUCUUUGAUGUCACACGAGGAUCAACGUUCGAAGCUGUUACCAAAUGGAAAGCUGAUUUGGAUAAUAAAGUCCAAUUGCCUGAUGGAAAUCCUGUUCCAUGUGUUUUACUCGCUAACAAAUGCGACUUGGUUAAAGAAGGUUUGGUUAAUGAUGCUUCACAAAUGGAUGAAUUUUGUCGAGAAAAAGGUUUCGCAAAAUGGUUUGAAACAUCUGCGAAAGAAAAUAUUAACAUCGAAGCUUCGGCUCGAUUUUUGAUUAGCGAAAUUAUGGAACAUACGGAACAACUACAACCACGUGUUCCGGGUCAAGCCACGCGUAAUAAUACAAUAACAGUUGUUGAUAAACAAUCCAAGAAAGAACAGAGCGGACGAAAAUGUUGCGGUGGUGCUAGUGGCGAUUCUCAAGACACAUGA
Adineta ricciae is the source of this 765-nucleotide messenger RNA. Lineage: Eukaryota; Metazoa; Rotifera; Eurotatoria; Adinetida; Adinetidae. The record is from the annotation of a GenBank genome assembly.